AGGUCAUAACCGGCAACUAAAAAGCUGACAAAGUUGCAUGUGAGGCUAUAUACAGUAUUGACGUUACAGAUUCAGUAUCCGUUCCUUUUACUGUUUAAUUUCUAGAAGAAAACAUUUACACUCUGCGGACGGAAAUGUGGAAAAAAGACUAGGGAAACAAGGGGAAAAGGUAUGAAAGUAUCCCAGAACCUACCUGUUAAACCACGGUAUGGCAAAUUGAAAACUAGUGAAUCUCGAGAUUUUAUUACAACAAUAAACAGAUUAAGAACAAUAACCUAGCAAUACUUGGGAUUGUUUCAAAAAAUCUUUGUAAUCACUGUCAAGCAGUAGAAGGAACAAUCCACCUCAUUAUGUUCGAUUGCCAAAGUUUCCUCAUUCAACGUAUGUUCAGACGACUUGUGCUGGCUAGCGAACUUUGUGUUACCAAUACAUAUAAGUGUUUUUCUUCCUCCCGUCUGCCGCCACUCAACGUUUUACUAAAAGAUCCAACAUCCUAGAAACCUAUUUAUAAUUUAAAAAAAAAUACAAUUCAAACAAACGACGAAAUUUAGUGAGUGAAGUGUACUGACUCCCAAGUAAUGAACAUUUUCCAAAUAAGUUAUGUCUUAGGUCUAUGUUACUUAUUGUGACUACCUUGACGGUAGUCUAUGGUCAUAACUGAAAAUAUUUAAAUUAGUUUUUAGUUAAGGAUAGAAAAACAUAUAAUAUACAUCUAAAAUAAAUCACUAUCUCCCUAACACUCUGAAUUACCAACAUUUUAAUUUAAACCUUUUGGCGAGUUAAUCAAAUAGUUAUGGGCAAGCAACGUCAACUAAAAAUUCCAAAUCUUAUUCGUAAACAAGGGGUGUCGGUGUCUGAUGAUUGUACGGAGAUCCAGCAGAGGAUCAAAACUUUAAAUGAAAAGCUAUGCGGACUGCAGACUCAGUUGUUUCAAAUUAAAAGAAACUCCUAUAAGCAGACCAUUCUUCCCUCAAAAAGUUUAGCGGCUAAUGUAGUAUUUAGUAGACCAAAGAACAUAGUCUUGACUAAUUCAGUAGGAGUUAUGAACCGCAAAUUAGAACUAUUGACUGUGUUAACUGGGCUCGAAGUUCAGUCGUAUUCCAAAAAUGACCACUGCUGUAUUGUGUUUCACAUGCAACAUGACUCUUAUAAUGUAGUCAAGCAUGGAUUAAGAAUAGAAAUGAAAUCAGGUGGCAAUGAGGUGACCGACAGCUCUUUGCCUGUAGGAUUUAAUUUGAAUGAGAUAAUUGAUGACUAUGAUAGUAUUUUAAAACCUGAGUACCUCUUAUCUGUUCAUAAAGCCCUCAUAGCCUAUUAUGAUAGAUUGCAGCAAUAUGAAUCAUUAGAGAGGCUUUUAUCGAUAAAUGGCACAUUAUUCAAGGCGUUGGAUGGGUCACAUAUAGAAGUAACAUUCUACAUGCAUAGUGAUGAUGACAAUCUGGAUGUAAAAGUUAUUCUCAUUCUUGAUUAUAGAGUUCAUGAUAUACGCCCAAAGACUUAUGUUAUAAAAACAGAUCUUCCUGAAGAAAUAUUAGAGACUUUGCAACAUCACUGUUUGUUGUUCAAAAAGAAGCCUCUUAAAAAUGCCUUUAGACUAAUAUUUAUGGAUGAUGGACCAUGGCAACUUGUGAAUCAGAUGGGAAUCCAUAAGGAACAUACUGCUAUAAGACCAAAAAGAUUUCGACCGAACAGGAAUCCUAAUAAUGAUGACACCUUUCGACCAGAAGAGUGCUCUGAUCAGGGAGAAGAUGAAGAAUAUGUGGAGUAAAUCCUAAACAGACUCGCAAUAAAAAAAAUUUUUUUUUAUUUUUAGAAAAUGAAUUUUUACAACUCCAUUAUAACUACGACAGUUUACAGUAACACAUAUUUUCAUUAUUAAUCAAUAAAAAAAUAUAAAAUAGA
Molecule: messenger RNA, 1902 nt
Organism: Pieris brassicae (large cabbage white)
Lineage: Eukaryota; Metazoa; Arthropoda; Insecta; Lepidoptera; Pieridae
Exons: 7
Coding region: 794-1768 (324 amino acids)
Source: RefSeq, a predicted model, not a curated record